This is a messenger RNA of Emiliania huxleyi CCMP1516, 496 nucleotides long. RefSeq lists its product as hypothetical. NCBI's taxonomy places the organism in Eukaryota, Haptophyta, Isochrysidales, Noelaerhabdaceae. The record is from RefSeq and is a predicted model, not a curated record. The transcript is spliced from 4 exons. Bases 26 to 496 code for a protein of 156 amino acids.
CCAGCCUUCCACAACCGCGUCUUCUAUGCAGGCCGGAUCGUCUCGGUCUGAGGCCUCAGACCCGCGCGACAAGGUUGCGGAGCUGGUCACCAAAGACGUUUGGGACCGCCUCAUCUUUGACGAGGCCAGCGGCGAGUUGGACAGCUCAGAGCGAGCGGCGGACGCCACCGCGGCGGGUCUGGCGGUCGAUGCCGAGGAGAAGCGGAGCCCGCAGUCGCCGCCGCAGCCGCUGUCGCCGCUGUCGCCGCCGCGCGGUGUGGACGCACUGCAGAGCGGCGGGCUCGAGUCAGCCCUCGGCGCCGACCCGCGCAAGCGCAACCGCGCAGCGGCGUCGAUGAGCUCUGUCGCGAGCGACGACAUGCGGAUCCUGACGAUUGCGACGGACGAGAUCACCUCAAUCUUCACCUCGAUGGAGCUGUCGCAGCUGUUCCAGCCGGGGGCGCUCAGCUCCGCCCCGGGCUCCGCGAGCAACUCGCGCACUGAGCCGGGGGAAUAG